Messenger RNA from Micromonas commoda, 2673 nucleotides. RefSeq lists its product as hypothetical. The record is from RefSeq and is a predicted model, not a curated record. Bases 1 to 2673 code for a protein of 890 amino acids. NCBI's taxonomy places the organism in Eukaryota, Viridiplantae, Chlorophyta, Mamiellophyceae, Mamiellales, Mamiellaceae. The transcript has a single exon.
AUGGCUCUCGUGACGGCCACCGCCGACGACCUCGCGCUCGCGCUCCGCGACGACUCCGGCGCCCUCGCGCACCCCGGGAACGCCGGCAUCGUCGCCACGACCGGGAACUCCAGAUCCUGGUCGGUGCAGCAGAACAACGUGUCCAGGAUCUUCAACAUGUUCGCCGCGUACCUCCCCUACCGCGUCGACAAGGAUGGAGGUCAGAUCCCGAACCCCUUCCCCAACUUGGGCAGCCUCAUGGGCAUGUCACACAAGCUCAUCAUCAAGGAACACGCGACCAGCCAGCAGAUGUGGCAGCUCUUCGGCGAGUACCUGGUGCGCGACUACAGGAAAGUCGCUGGCAAGGGUGCGGGCGAGCACCUCGGCAUCAACACGGUGAGCAAGAUCUUCGCGACGGCGAUGCAGCUCGCCUACAAGGUGCACGCCGGCGACCCGUUCUUCCUCUGCCUGGACCAUCGCCAGGACAUCAACCUCUGUCUACCCCGCAGGUGGUUCGUCGUCGUUCGCGAGAACAUGUGGAGAGAGAUCUUCACGCGCGCGGUGCAGAACGGCGAGAAGAUGGACGAGUCCGCGACGCCGCUGACCUUCGACCACUUGACUGCGAUCAUGAAGUCCUACUCGCGCAUGGCCUCAACGAACGUCUCGACCGGUCGUGCAGCGCACAGGAGGAAGUUCAUCGUGUUGUCGCUCUUCCAGGUGGCCGGGCGAAGCGGCGAGAUCGCGACGCUCUCCUACAAGAAGCUGGAAUGGGAUCCGUACUUCCGGUGCGUCCACGUCGAGGUCAACCAGGUGAAGACCGUCAAAACCAAAAAGGUUGUGUUCACCGCCGGCAUCAACCGCCAUCUCUGCUGGUUCACGAACUUCGGCGACAGGCUGUGCACCGAGAGCUACACGGACAAGGCAUCGGAUGAGGACGACGUGGCGUGGCUGUUCCCGGACCUCGUCGACAUCUCGUCGCCGGGCAGCAGGGUCGGCGACUACAUCAGGGACCUCAGGCGUCAGGGCGGCGCCAAGGAGUACAAGGAGUUUGCGGUCGACUGUCUUCCGUCGGACAUCAACGCGGCGGGCAUCCGGGCGGGGUGCUGCAACAUCCUGCACUCGAAUAUGCCGGAGUGCUUCGCGAUCACGGUCACCGGCCACAAGCUCGAGAGCGGGGCGCACCAGGAGUACAUCGACGCCACCACCGCGAACGCCAUGCCAGGCGCGGUUGUGCUCGGCGGAUUCCCCGCGCUGCCGUGGGGACAACGGGGCGUGUGCGGCAAGCCGGCAGAUCUCGAUUCACUCGCGCACGUCCCUCUAACCUACGACGGCUUCGACACCAUCAUCGACGAGCUGUACGGCAUCACGAACGUGACGGAGGCUGUGCUGUCGAAGGGCGGGGCCUUAAGGCCCGUUUUGAAAUCGGCGUUCGCAAGCCAGGUGAUGCAUUACGCGGCGCGCGUGGCCGCGGGCGAGUGCAACGACGUGAACACGAGACUGCGCCAGGCGCUCGUGCAGACCGGGAACGCCACUAAAGGUCACGCACACGUCGUCCUCGAGGAGUGGGGCAAGAUCCUCGUGAAGCGCUUCGAGCAGGACAACCGCCAUCUCCUCCUCCGCGAGAAAGCCGAGUUGCCCAAGCAGAUGGCGGCGAUAAUGCAGGUCGUGCAGACGAAGGUGGAGGGGAACGCGAACGAGAUCGCCGCGCUCCGCGACACCGUCGAGCUUCAGAACACCCUCAUCAUGUCCAUGGCGCAGCAGCAGCAGCAGCUGAUGCAAGCCUUCAACAAGUUGCUCCCCCUGCGGGGGAACCAGGGCAACGUCUACGCCGCCGAGUCCAACAUCGCCGAGCCCAUCGCCCCCCCGGACAACCCUGCGCUGCCUGCUGCUGAGGCGGAGGCGGCGCCUGCUGAGGCGGAGGAGGCACCGGGUCCUGUGGACCCCAUCGCGCUCAUCGACCUCACGGGGAGGGAGUCCGCUCCCCGUCCAUCUGCAGCUCCCCCCAGUGCUCUGAGCGCUCUGAUGGUCAAUCGACCGAGCGCCGACCUCGCCGACGACAGGCUCCCGAACGUGGCCUAUGAAUUCCUCGUGGAAGCAUACUCGAAGCACGGCGGCCAGGUGUGGAAGCCGCCGGGAUAUCCGGAGAAGACAUGGAUGUCGAGGAAGCUGGAGGCGAACCUCACGCUCACGGUGCUCACCGCCAUGCUGACGGAGGACGAGAGGAAGCUCAUGCGGCGUCAGUCGACGGCAGCCUCGCGCCUCGAGAACACGCGAUUGGCCCAGAAGGCGGAGCUGAUGACGAAGAAGUUCUUCCAGGAAUGGUUCGAGGAUGCCAAGGUCGAGCUUCCACAAAACCUGAGGAAGAGGAAGCGCGACGCCAAAGGGAAGUUGGCGCAGGGGGCUUCGCAGCCGAUGGUGCUGAGCAGCGUCGCGAAUUUCCUCCGCGCUCUCGGUGUUAACAAGGACGACCUGCGCUUGCAACCCGAAGAGCUGAAGAAGUGGGCCGAGGAUUCCCGGUCGGAUGAAGAGCGCUACCAUCAGUGGAGGAAGCAGAAGGGACCCGCCAAAGAGCCCGCCGCCGAAGAGCCCUCACCGCCGAAAAAAAAAUCGUGGGGCUGGUUCGGGCGCGGCGGUGACGCAAGCGGCGGUGGCGCAAGCGGCGGUGGCGCAAGCGGCGGCAGCGCGGCGGUGUAG